CCACACAGUUGAUUUAAGAGACCGAGGGAGUUUGUCAAGAGAGGAGAUGAAACUGAGGGACGCCGAUGAGCCAUCCGAAGAGUAUCACAAACUCAAGUAAUAUUCAGUUAUUUCUGUCGCACCCGUGCCAUUCUCCGUAGGUAACUGUGGACUUUGGAUACAGCAGGUCUCUUUAACCAGCGGCGCCUGCGAGAAAGCACCAGCCAAAAUGUCAGACGCAGAGAAGUUCCUCUAUGCUGACCGCAACACCAUCAAUGACCCCUUGGCCCAGGCUGACUGGUCAUCAAAAAAGCUGGUCUGGGUUCCCUCUGAGAGACUUGGCUUUGAGGCUGGCUCCGUCAAAGAGGAGACCGGAGAUGAGUGUCUCGUGGAGCUUGUCGACUCGGGCAAGAAGAUCAAGGUGAAUAAAGAUGAUAUCCAGAAGAUGAACCCACCCAAAUUCAGCAAGGUGGAGGAUAUGGCGGAGCUCACCUGCCUGAACGAAGCCUCUGUGUUACACAACCUGAGGGAGAGAUACUACUCGGGCCUCAUCUAUACGUACUCUGGGCUGUUCUGUGUGGUGAUAAACCCAUAUAAGCAUCUGCCCAUCUACACAGAGGAGAUUGUAGAGAUGUACAAGGGCAAGAAGAGGCAUGAAAUGCCCCCUCAUAUCUAUGCCAUUACAGACACCGCUUACAGGAGCAUGAUGCAGGAUCGAGAGGAUCAGUCUAUAUUGUGCACAGGUGAAUCAGGUGCAGGAAAAACUGAAAACACCAAAAAAGUCAUUCAAUAUCUUGCAUUCGUGGCAUCAUCCAAAAGCAAGAAAGAUCAAGGAGGCGUCACCCUGUCACAUGGGGAGUUGGAGAAACAGUUGCUUCAGGCUAACCCAAUUCUGGAGGCCUUUGGCAAUGCCAAGACAGUGAAGAAUGACAAUUCCUCUCGAUUCGGAAAGUUUAUCAGGAUUAACUUUGAUGUAAAUGGUUACAUUGUCGGAGCCAACAUUGAAACGUAUCUUUUGGAGAAAUCUCGUGCCAUCAGACAGGCCAAAGAUGAGCGGACCUUUCAUAUCUUCUAUUACUUGCUGUCAGGGGCAGGAGACAAGUUACGCUCUGAGCUAUGUUUGGAAGACUACAGUAAGUACCGUUUCUUGGUAAAUGGAAAUGUCACCAUCCCAGGACAACAGGAUAGAGAGCUUUUUGCAGAAACCAUAGAUGCCUUCAGGAUUAUGGGCAUACCUGAUGAUGAGCAGACAGGUCUGUUAAAGGUGGUGUCUGCUGUGCUACAGCUGGGAAACAUGAGUUUUAAAAAGGAACGCAACAACGACCAGGCCUCCAUGCCUGAUGACACGGCUGCACAGAAGGUGAGCCACCUCAUGGGCAUGAACGUAACUGAUUUCACCCGUGCCAUACUCACGCCGCGCAUAAAAGUGGGUCGUGAUUACGUUCAGAAGGCUCAGACUCAGGAACAGGCUGAGUUUGCUGUGGAGGCUCUGGCCAAAGCCACGUAUGAGCGACUCUUCCGCUGGCUGGUUAUGCGCAUCAACAAAGCUUUAGACAAGACCAAGCGUCAGGGAGCUUCUUUCAUUGGAAUCUUGGAUAUCGCUGGAUUUGAGAUCUUUGAGUUGAACUCAUUUGAACAGCUCUGCAUCAACUACACCAACGAGAAGCUCCAGCAGCUGUUCAACCACACCAUGUUCGUCCUGGAGCAGGAGGAAUACCAACGUGAAGGCAUCGAGUGGAGCUUCAUCGACUUUGGUCUUGACCUGCAGCCGUGUAUUGAACUCAUUGAGAAAACUACUGGUCCUCCAGGAAUCUUGGCUCUGUUGGAUGAGGAGUGCUGGUUUCCCAAAGCCACAGAUAAAUCAUUUGUGGAGAAGGUUGUUCAGGAACUCGGCAACAACCCCAAAUUCCAAAAACCCAAGAAGCUCAAAGAUGAUGCUGACUUCUGUGUUAUUCACUAUGCUGGCAAAGUCGAUUACAAAGCAAAUGAAUGGCUAAUGAAAAAUAUGGACCCUCUGAACGACAACGUGGCCUCUCUGCUCAACCAAUCAACAGACAAAUUUGUGUCUGAACUCUGGAAAGAUGUUGACAGAAUCGUGGGAUUGGAUAAAGUGGCCGGAAUGGCUGAAUCCAUGCACGGAGCCGUCAAGACCCGUAAGGGAAUGUUCCGUACUGUAGGACAACUGUACAAGGAGCAGCUGACCAAUCUAAUGACCACCCUGAGAAACACAAACCCUAACUUUGUCCGAUGCAUCAUUCCCAACCACGAGAAAAAGGCUGGUAAAUUGGCACACAACCUGGUUCUAGAUCAGCUGAAGUGUAACGGAGUACUAGAAGGAAUUCGAAUUUGUAGACAAGGGUUCCCCAACCGCAUUGUCUUCCAGGAGUUCAGACAAAGAUAUGAGAUCCUUACACCAAAUGCAAUCCCUAAGGGCUUUAUGGAUGGAAAGCAGGCCUGUGUUCGCAUGAUUAAGGCCCUGGAACUGGAUGCUAACUUGUACCGUAUAGGUCAGAGUAAGGUGUUCUUCAGGGCUGGAGUUCUUGCUCACCUGGAAGAGGAGAGGGACAUGAAGAUCACCGACGUUAUCAUCACGUUCCAGGCCUGGUGCCGAGGAUAUGUUGCUAGGAGAGCCUUUGCCAAGAGACAACAGCAGUUGACAGCCAUGCGUGUAAUCCAGAGAAACUGCGCUGCUUACCUAAAACUCAGGAACUGGCAUUGGUGGAGACUCUUUACCAAGGUGAAGCCUUUGCUGCAGGUGACCAGACAGGAAGAGGAGAUGAUUGCUAAAGAGGAAGAGUUGGUCAAGAUGAAAGAGUUCCAGCUGCAAGCUGAGGAGCAGCUAAAAGAGUUUCAGGCCAAACAGCUGCAGUUGAAUGCAGAGAAGUCAGCACUACAGGAGCAAUUGCAGGCUGAGACUGAGCUGUGUCAGGAAGCUGAAGAAAUGAGGGCUCGUCUGUCUGCACGUCAGCAGGAGCUGGAGGAGAUCCUUCAUGACCUGGAGUCACGCCUUGAGGAAGAGGAGGAGAGAGUCGCACAGUUUCAGACAGAGAGGAAAAAGAUGCAACAGAACAUUACGGAUCUGGAGCAGCAGCUGGAUGAGGAAGAGGCUGCCAGACAAAAGCUGCAGCUGGAGAAGGUCACCACGGACUCCAAGCUAAAGAAGAUAGAGGAGGACCUCAUGCUGCUUGAUGACCAGAAUGUCAAACUUUCCAAGGAGAAGAAACAGCUGGAGGAGAGAAUCGCAGAGUUCACCUCAAACCUGGCUGAGGAGGAGGAAAAAUCCAAGAGUUUGCAGAAACUCAAGAAUAAACAUGAGGCCAUGAUUACUGAUCUGGAGGAUCGUCUGAGGAAAGAGGAGAAGCUCAGACAGGAGCUAGAGAAGAACAGGAGGAAGCUGGAGGGUGACUCAUCGGAGCUGCAUGAUCAGAUUGCAGAGCUACAGGCUCAAAUCGCAGAGCUUCGUGCUCAACUGGCUAAGAAAGAGGAAGAACUCCAGGCUGCACUGGCGAGGAUUGAGGAGGAAGCUGCGCUGAAGAAUGCUGCCCAGAAGAACAUUCGUGAGCUGGAGGCCCAGAUGUCAGAGCUGCAAGAAGACCUUGAGCUGGAAAAGGCUGCUCGCGCCAAAGCUGAAAAACAUCGCAGGGAUCUGGGAGAAGAGCUAGAGGCUCUAAAGACUGAGCUUGAAGACACACUGGACUCUACAGCAGCCCAACAAGAGCUCAGGACAAAGAGAGAGACUGAAGUAGCUCAACUGAAGAAGACCUUGGAAGAGGAGGCUCGUUCACAUGAACAGCUCUUGGCUGAAGUGCGACAGAAGCACAACCAGGCCUUUGAGGAGCUCAAUGAACAGCUAGAGCAGUCCAAAAGGAAUAAAGCAUCGGUGGAUAAAGCUAAACAGGCACUGGAGAGUGAACGCAAUGAACUUCAGAUUGAACUUAAGUCACUGACGCAAAGUAAAAAUGAUUCAGAUAACCGAAGAAAGAAAGCAGAAGCUCAGGUCCAGGAGCUACAGCUCAAACACGGAGAGAGUGAGAAACAGCGAAUGGAGUUGGUUGAUAAAGUGACCAAGAUGCAGGUGGAGAUGGAUGCACUCCACAGCACCUUGAGCAAGGUGGAAAGCAAAUCCAUUAAAGCAGCAAAAGACUGUUCUUCUGUCGAGUCUCAACUCAAAGACACUCAGGCGUUGUUGGAGGAGGAGACCAAGCAGAAGCUUGCGCUCUCUACCCGACUUCGACUGCUAGAGGAUGAACAGAACAACCUGAAGGAGAUGCUGGAGGAGGAAGAGGAGAGCAAGAAGAAUGUUGAGAAGCAACUCCAAACCGCUCAAGCUCAGUUGGCAGAGAUGAAGAAAAAGGUGGAGCAGGAGGCCCAGACCUUGGAGAGCGUGGAGGAAGGGAAGAAGAAAUUGCAGAGAGAGGUGGAAAACAUCAUGCAACAGUUGGAGGAGAGAAAUGCAAGCUUUGACAAACUGGACAAGACCAAGACACGUCUGCAGCGGGAGCUAGAUGAUGUCCUGGUAGACCAGGCUCACCUCCGACAGACUGUUCAGGAACUAGAACGCAAACAGAAGAAGUUUGACCAGAUGCUUGCAGAGGAAAAGAACAUCUCAACGAAGUAUGCUGAGGAAAGGGAUCGUGCUGAAGCGGAGGCCCGAGAGAAGGAGACCAAAGCCCUGACUCUGGCACGUGAGCUGGAGGCCAUGACCGACCUGAAGGAUGAGCUUGAGCGGGCCAACAAGCAGUUCAAAGCAGAGAUGGAGGACCUGAUGUCAUCCAAGGAUGAUGUUGGCAAGAGUGUACAUGAGCUUGAGAGGGCCAAGCGUGGAAUGGAACAGCAGUUGGAGGAGAUGAAGACACAGAUUGAAGAACUAGAGGAUGAACUGCAGCUCACAGAGGACGCUAAGCUGCGUCUGGAGGUGAACUUGCAGGCCAUGAAGGCCCAGUUUGAGCGAGAUCUUCAAGGCAGAGAUGAGCAGGGUGAGGAGAAACGGAAGCAGCUAGUCAAACAGGUGCGUGAGAUGGAGAUGGAGCUUGAAGACGAGAAGAAACAGCGGGCCCAGGCUGUAUCUGUGCGUAAGAAACUUGAGCUGGACCUCUCAGAAUUGGCUGCUCAGAUCGACUCAGCCAACAAGGCUCGAGAUGAAGCUCUCAAACAGCUUAAGAAACUACAGAUCCAGGUGAAAGACCAGAUGAGAGAAUUCGAAGAGCUGCGUCUGUCCAGAGACGAGGCUCUUAACCAGGCCAAAGAAAAUGAGCGCAAGAUCAAGAGCAUGGAAGCCGAGAUCAUGCAGCUACAUGAGGACGUUGCUUCUGGUGAUAGAGCAAAGAGACAAAUCCAGCAGGAAAGAGACGAGCUACAGGAUGAGAUCAACAGCCAGAAUGCCAAGAACUCACUAAGCAGCGACGAGAGGAGACGAUUGGAGGCACGUAUCGCUCAGCUUGAGGAGGAAGUUGAGGAAGAACAUCUCAGCAUUGAAAUGAUCAGUGAUCGACUUAAGAAAGCAACGUUGCAGGCUGAGCAAGUUACCGUGGAGCUGUCUGCAGAGCGUGCUAACGGACAGCGUCUGGAGGGCUUGCGCUCCCAGCUGGACCGCCAGAACAAGGAAUUAAAGCAGAAACUUCAGGAUCUGGAAGGAGCUGUGAAGAGCAAAUACAAGUCCACCAUUGCCGCCCUGGAAACCAAGGUCGCCCAGCUCGAAGAGCAACUGGACAUUGAGAUGAAAGAGAGGCAACAGUCCACUAAACAGGUGCGUCGUGUCGAGAAGAAACUGAAAGAGGUCGUGCUGCAGGUCGAGGAUGAGAGACGCAACUCUGACCAGCACAAAAAUGAGAAUGAGAAGCUGAACACUCGCUUGAAGCAGUUGAAGAGGCAGCUGGAGGAGGCUGAGGAGGAGGCCACUCGAGCAAACGCCCACCGUAGGAAACUACAGCGAGAGCUGGAAGAUGUCACCGAAUCUGCAGAUGCUAUGAACCGAGAGGUCAGCUCCCUGAAGACCAAACUUAGACGUGGAGAUUUAAACGUCAACAUACGACGCACAGGUGGACGAUCUUGCUUGGACAGUGAGGAGGAGAUGGACCAGAAGAGUGAGGUGUCAGACACGACUCCUGAGUAAUUUACUCCGUCCCAGAUAACUGUUUGGUUGCAUACAGGAAAGCUGUGCCUAUAGUUAUAUAUUACUCUUUGAGGACCUAUUAUAUGCCGUCAUGCUUAUUUCUGGUCAAGUGUUUUGUAUGCUUUUGAGGGCAAUUGUAGCCUAAUGGUGUUUUCACUGCAAUUUUCAAAUAUUUUAAAGGAGAUUGUGAGCUCAACUUUACUAGUACCGAAAAUUUGAUAUGAAUUGAGAUGCAAGCUUUAUCAUUCUUAUGAAACCAGUUGAGAUGGCCGAAUCUGUCUGCUGCGAUGACAACUGCCUUUAAGAAAUUGAAUACAUACUGGCUAUUAAAAUGUUACUUGAGGACAAAUUGAUUUCCAGUUUCGAAGUAAAAUGUCAGAAGGUUUUUAUAAUGGGAAAGGUUAACCUUUGCCAAUUACCUUGCCAAAAAUAUUAUCAGCCAAAGAGAGAUUGUUAAAGUUUUUUUCUACAUUUUAAGAGCACUUCAGCACCAUUUAUGCCUUUUUAUAGUUCACCUUUCAUCAAGACCACUCGGUUGGAAAGUUUGUUUGCCUUAAGUUCAUAAAAUACUGCAGAUGUUUUGCUAAAGUUGUCACUCAGGAAAUCUUUAAAUCACUUAUUAUUGCAAACACUGUGUUCUUCUUUUAGCUUCUAAAAUGUAUAAAUCUAUGAUGUUCACACUUUUAAGGGGUGGGGUUCAGUAAAAGCGCUUGGCUUGUAUUUAACCUUUAACGUUUGCUACUUGACAAUGUAUUAAUCAUGCUUUUUCUUCGCGCUUGUAACAUCCUGCAUAUUGAAAUCGUCUCCAAUGUUUUUCAGUGCAAUGUGUCUUGUGUAUUUGGUCUGACUGAAAUGUUUUUCCUCUCACAUGUGGUUUCAUUGCAUCAGAAUAUUAAAGGUUUGUCUUUUGUACCCUCAA
Messenger RNA from Misgurnus anguillicaudatus (oriental weatherfish), 7010 nucleotides. Lineage: Eukaryota; Metazoa; Chordata; Actinopteri; Cypriniformes; Cobitidae. The record is from RefSeq and is a predicted model, not a curated record.